AUGAAGGUCCCUUACUUCCUUACAUUCUUUGCGGCGACUGUGUCCUCCCAGAAUGUCGUCCUCGGGUUGCCCGCAGGACAGAAUUUAGCUCCUGGAAGUUCCACUGUGGUGCAGAUUCAAAAGCCUAUGACCCUCACAGGGUCUCAGGAAGUGACUGUUGUGAUCGGUCUAUCUUCUUGCGUGGAGUACAAGUGUUAUCCCGCGGCAGAUACCAUGGGCACUAUUCUAUAUAUCGGUCCCUACGAUCCAGAGCAACAUGAAUACAGCCAGCCGCCCUAUCAAAACAUCACCGUGACCAUUCCUCAGGCUAUCCCAAAAGGGAACGCGCAACUCAACCUCGCUCAUUUUUCCUUGGUUGCUACGUCCGCUUGGCCAUACUUGGAGACGUUGAACCAGACGGUCCUUAUUGUUUAG
This is a messenger RNA of Aspergillus thermomutatus, 414 nucleotides long. RefSeq lists its product as uncharacterized. The record is from RefSeq and is a predicted model, not a curated record. Lineage: Eukaryota; Fungi; Ascomycota; Eurotiomycetes; Eurotiales; Aspergillaceae. Bases 1 to 414 code for a protein of 137 amino acids. The transcript is spliced from 3 exons.